Rubroshorea leprosula is the source of this 1325-nucleotide messenger RNA. The record is from the annotation of a GenBank genome assembly. NCBI's taxonomy places the organism in Eukaryota, Viridiplantae, Streptophyta, Magnoliopsida, Malvales, Dipterocarpaceae.
CUCUCUGUGUUCUUUCUUCAGUCAUUUUCGCUGCCCUCUUCUCCUCUCCCUUCCUUCUUUUAGUCUUGUAAUGAACAAAAUAUAUAAACAAGAGGAAAAAAGAGCAGAUCUCUGUUUGAAUUUAACAUGAGUUCUGCUGGCAGCCCCCCAAAUCCGUGGCCUCCAUUUGAUGCCUAUAGAGAUUGUGCACAAGGUAUUUGUAGCAUAUAUUGUCCACAAUGGUGCUAUCUCAUUUUCCCUCCUCCCCCUCCUUCUGGCCUCAAUGAUGACUCUAGCAGCACAGAUUUCUCCCCUCUAAUUAUAGCCGUUAUCGGCAUCCUAGCCAGUGCCUUCAUCUUGCUAAGUUACUAUACAAUCAUCUCCAAGUAUUGCAGGCGGCGAGGGCAUGAUAAUUCCAGCACAGAGUUGAAUGAAAAUCGAGACGAAAUGAGCAAUAAUGGUUUGCAGGGUGCUUCGGCUGGGUUGGAUGAAGCCCUGAUGAAGUCCAUCACAGUUUGCAAGUACAGGAAAGGUGAAGGGUUGGUGGAAGGAACAGAUUGCUCUGUUUGUUUGAGUGAGUUUGAGGAAGAUGAGAGCCUGAAGCUUAUGCCCAAAUGCAACCAUGCCUUUCAUGUACCUUGUAUAGAUACAUGGUUGAAGUCUCACUCUAGCUGCCCCCUCUGCCGUGCCAAUAUUGCUUCAUCCGCUGGUUUGCCUAAUCAAGCUCAGGUUCUAAUCCAGGAAACUGUCCCGGGUUUCAAUGCAUCUGCUCUUCAGUAUCGACAUCAAAAUGAUGCCAUUUUGGUGAUCCAAGAUAUCGAAAGUGGUGUUCGAGAAGAGCUUGUUGCUUGCCUUGUUGGUGCUUUUGAAAAUGUCCCCAAGACGCCUGCUCAAGCUGCUAUUGGCACAGAGAAUGCAACUGAAAUUAGACCAUUUAGAAGGUCAGCUUCAUUUAGUUCUUCUCCAUGUCAAGGCCAACUCUCCGUUGCUGACAUAUUACGCAUCAGCGAAGAAGAAGAUGAUGAUGAUAUACCAGUGGAUCAUCCCCAAUCAUCGGCUGGAAUAGGAUCCUCGAAACAGUUUGAUGGGAAAAUGAAGAGAUCCAUUUCAACCGGGAGAUUCAUGUCCUCUAGGUAUGAAAGAUUCAUGUCCUCUAGGUAUGAAAGAGGAGUUUCAUUGUUUUCCAUUGAAAAUAAGCAUAUCCCAAUGUACAAAAUUAAAAAUUAAUGGGUUAUUUCUCUUUUGUUUUUUGUAUAAUCUUCACAUCGAAAGGCCCUCAAAAUUAUAGUCCAUGUGCACAUGAUCCAGCCGUGCAGCUUGCCCUGUGGACAGCAUUUACAGUUUUU